GCGGUCUCAUUAAAGAUACCUUCCAUUUAUUAGCCACCAUCCUAUAUCUUUCGUGAAUACAUAAAUUUUCCUCUAAUUAGUAACUGUAACAGUUAGGAAAGUUUCAAGCGAGCACCAUGGUCUCUGCCAGGCCAACUUUUUAUGUUCUUCUUCUUAUUGUGCCAGCCUUCUUGUUAAUCUCCUCGACUUGCUCUGCAUCAACUACAUCUGGGGUGGAAAGGGUUCAAGUCAGGCGUUUUGCGGGUGGAGCAAAUGAGGUUAAUCAUGGUGUCGUUUCAUGGGGGAGUAAGACUAGGACUAAGAGAUCUGUUUUGGAAGGGAGAAACGGAGGAAACUCAUCUCUGGUAUUGGCUGCCGAGAGAACGCGCAGAAAAGAUCCACUUGACAAUUUGAAUUACUAUACUGGUGGAUGGAACAUCACCAAUAAACAUUACUUUGCUUCAGCGGGUUUUACUGCUGCUCCUCUGUUUCUAGUAGCUGCAAUCUGGUUUGUUGCAAUUGGCCUUUGCAUGCUGUUAACCUGUAUCUGUUUUUGCUGCUUCGGGGGACGAAGUUAUGGAUACUCUCGAACUGCUUAUGCACUUUCUCUUAUCUUACUCUCAUUAUUCACCAUUGCUGCAGUCGUCGGUUCUGUUGUCCUUUACACUGGACAGGGAAGAUUUCACAAUACUACAACAGAGAUAUUGAAGUAUGUUGUGAGACAAGCAGAUUCAACAGUUUACAACCUUAUGAAUGUGUCAGACUAUCUUACUGCUGCUAAGCAGGCUGGAGUAGAGAAUGUAUCUCUACCUUCAGAUGUCCAAAACCGAAUUGACCAAGUUGAUGCCAAAAUCAAAUCCGCUGCAAGCACUCUUAAAAGCGAAACUGACAAGAACAGAAAUAGGAUAAAUGACAUUCUGGAUGUUGUGAGGAAGAUUCUAAUUAUAGUUGCUGCGGUCAUGCUUGCUGUGGCUCUUCUUGGGUUUUUAUUCUCCAUCCUUGGCUUGCAGUGUCUUGUAUGCAUCCUUGUUAUCCUUGGGUGGAUUUUGGUCGCCGUCACAUUUAUCUUAUCUGGCGUCUUUCUUGCUCUAUACAAUAUUGCGGGCGACACGUGUGUUGCAAUGGAUCAAUGGAACAAGAACCCGACUGCUCAUACAGCACUGGAUGAUAUACUUCCCUGUGUGGAUACUACUGCUGCUCAAGAAACCUUGUCCGAGAGCAAAACCGUCACUUUUCAAUUGGUUGGGGUAGUUAAUGGGCUCAUCGCAAAUGUGUCCAAUGUGAAUCUACCACCUGCGGCUGGACGUUUGUCCUACAAUCAAUCCGGUCCUCUGGUGCCUCUACUUUGUAAUCCGUUCAAUCCAGACAAGACAGCGCGGAAAUGCGCAGCCGGCGAAGCGGACCUCACCAAUGCAACGCAGGUUUGGAAGAAUUAUGUGUGCCGGGUCUCGACGAACAAUGUUUGCACGACCGUGGGUCGUUUAACACCUUCAAUGUAUCAGCAGAUGUCUUCUGCUGUCAAUGUGAGCUAUGGUCUGUAUCAUUACGGCCCCUUCCUGACCGACCUAUUGGACUGCACCUUUGUUCGCGACACCUUCAAUAGGAUUCACGACGACCAUUGUGAUGAUCUAAAGCGAUUCAGUAAAUGGAUUCAUGUUGGUUUGGCAUUGGUAUCAGCUGCAGUAGCACUAUCUUUGAUCUUUUGGCUACUUUAUGCAAGAGAAAGGCGUCACAGGAAAUAUACCAAGCUGGUUGAUGCAAGAUCUCAUCAAGAUUCCUACGAGAGCAAGGGGCCACGCUAAAGCUCCGCCAUAUUACUUUAGGUUUGUGAUGAUAGUUCAUUCAUUUGUACGGUCAUUUCUUCUGUAAAUAAUGUCUGGGAUUUCCACAUUGCCAAUGUUCUGGAAUAGGAUUUUUUUUUUUUUGGUUACUUGUGUUUAAGCCAGAUGAUGCUAGUGCAGGUUUACUCAGGAUUUUUGUCUUUGGUGAA
Messenger RNA from Coffea eugenioides, 1969 nucleotides. RefSeq lists its product as uncharacterized. Lineage: Eukaryota; Viridiplantae; Streptophyta; Magnoliopsida; Gentianales; Rubiaceae. The transcript has 9 exons. Gene Ontology annotation, cellular component: plasma membrane; plasmodesma. The record is from RefSeq and is a predicted model, not a curated record. Bases 117 to 1781 code for a protein of 554 amino acids.